This is a messenger RNA of Penicillium angulare, 3945 nucleotides long. RefSeq names its product SKI complex RNA helicase subunit SKI2. The coding region runs from base 1 to 3945 and encodes 1314 amino acids. Gene Ontology annotation, biological process: nuclear-transcribed mRNA catabolic process, 3'-5' exonucleolytic nonsense-mediated decay. The transcript has 4 exons. Gene Ontology annotation, molecular function: RNA binding; ATP binding; RNA helicase activity. NCBI's taxonomy places the organism in Eukaryota, Fungi, Ascomycota, Eurotiomycetes, Eurotiales, Aspergillaceae. The record is from RefSeq and is a predicted model, not a curated record. Gene Ontology annotation, cellular component: Ski complex.
AUGGCCGACUCAUUAGCCUCAGCGCUGGGCCAGCUAGUUCUGAAUGCAAAGUCGCUGAGUCCUGAGUCCAUGGAAGCUCGACUUGUCGAAGAACAGAGUGGAACAUUUGAAAAACGCAAGCCUUGCAAACAAAACCGACAGAAUGCGGAGGAUCUCUUGAAAGAACUGGAAGAUGACUUCCUGACACCUUCAGCUAGCUUCAGCUCUAAGUGGCUGAAUCAACUGCAGAAGCGCUGGGGCGUCGAGACAGACCCAUCCGACCUCUUCGAAAUUGCACCCACACAAACACGCUCCGUAACCCGCUUCACAAGAGAAGGAUUAGAAGGACGGGUAACCGGAUAUCAGGAAAUCACAGUUCCUGCCUCAAGUGCCAAUGCCAAGAACUCGACUUCGCUUACGCGCCGGCCGGCUGGUCGUGCGGAUUUUGUUCGAGGUGCUGCUGGAUUUUUCCCUUUUGCACCGGGUGGUCUGGAAGGAGUUGAGGCUCUUGCUGAGAUGGAAGCGGGCGCAGAGUCUGGGGAUCAAUCGCGCUCAGGAAGACCGGGUGGCCUUGAUCGCAUCAUCAACUUUGGGGCUGAGGGUGGACUGUUGUCAAUACCCCCUGGAUUUGACCGUGGCAUGAGCUUUGAAGAAGCGAAGUUCAAUCAGAAUGCUAAGGAAGACGAGGAGGUUGAAAAUGCACUCAAUCAAGAGGAAAGUGAACUUAAGGCUGAUAAACCCGAGGAACCCCAAGAUACGGAUGGAGGGGUCAAAAUUGAGGAAGAGGGAGAAGUCAGUGAUGAAGAUGAGGAAGAUAUUGAUGCGUUGUUACCAGUGGAAUUUCCGUCACUUGAACCGCGUAACCCAUUGCUGUCAGGUCUUCAGAGACAGAAAGGCCGAGAGUGGGCACAUGUUGUGGAUGUAAACAAGGAAAUCACUAAUUUCCACGACCUGGUUCCCGACAUGGCCCGUGAAUGGCCAUUCGAACUUGACACUUUCCAAAAAGAAGCCGUUUACCAUCUUGAGAAUGGUGAUUCAGUUUUUGUGGCCGCCCAUACAUCAGCCGGAAAGACAGUUGUGGCAGAAUAUGGCAUUGCCCUGGCAGCAAAGCACAUGACCAAAGCAAUUUACACCUCGCCUAUCAAAGCACUCAGUAAUCAGAAAUACCGAGAUUUCCGUACCGAAUUCGACGAUGUGGGUAUUCUGACGGGUGAUGUCCAAAUCAAUCCCGAGGCCAGCUGUCUGAUUAUGACAACUGAGAUUUUGCGAAGUAUGCUUUACCGAGGUGCAGAUCUUAUUCGUGAUGUUGAAUUUGUUAUCUUUGAUGAGGUGCAUUAUGUAAACGAUCAAGAGAGAGGUGUUGUCUGGGAAGAAGUUAUCAUCAUGCUUCCAGAGCAUGUAACCCUCAUUCUUCUAUCUGCCACUGUACCUAACACCCACGAAUUUGCAUCCUGGGUCGGUCGAACAAAGAAGAAGGACAUUUAUGUUAUCUCAACACCCAAGCGACCUGUACCUUUGGAACACUAUCUCUGGGCCGGGAAAGAAAAGUACAAGAUCGUUGACUCCAACAAGAAGUUCAUCGAAGGUGGCUGGAAGAAGGCCAAUGAGGCUAUGUCUGGCAAGGACAAGGACAAGGCCAAAAAGGAGGCUGAAGCUCAGGCACAAGCCCAGAAUCAGCGAGGAGGGGGAGGAGGUCGGGGAAAUGCCAGAGGUGCUCCUCGAGGAGGUGGCCAGCGUGGAGGUCAACAGCAAAGAGGUGGACGCGGACAAGGUGGGCGAGGCCAGCCUUCCAAUCGGGGGACUGGUAACAUUGCUCGUACUGGACGUGGAGGUGGCCGUACGACUGCUGCGCAAGAUAAAAACGUUUGGGUCCAUCUCGUUUCGCAUCUCCGCUCAAAAGAUCUUCUCCCAGGUUGUAUUUUUGUUUUCUCGAAGAAACGGUGCGAGGAAAACGCAGACUCGUUGUCCAACCAGGACUUCAGCAAUGCUACAGAGAAGAGUUUGACUCAUAUGUUCAUUGAGAAGUCCCUCACCCGACUGAAGCCCGAGGACCGCACCCUUCCCCAAGUUAUUCGCCUCCGAGAGCUUUUGAGCAGAGGUGUUGCUGUGCAUCACGGUGGUCUUCUUCCAAUCAUGAAAGAGGUGGUCGAGAUUCUCUUUGCCAAGGGCCUGGUCAAGUGCCUUUUCGCGACAGAAACUUUCGCUAUGGGUCUGAACUUGCCCACCAGGACAGUUGUCUUCUCCGGAUUCCGUAAACAUGAUGGCAAAUCUUUCCGGGAUUUACUGCCUGGUGAGUACACACAGAUGGCCGGACGUGCGGGGCGUCGUGGUCUCGAUACAGUAGGAUAUGUGAUUCUUGCGACAACGGGCAGAGAUGAAGCACCACCUGCUGCCUCUCUGAAGAAGAUGAUUCUCGGAGAACCCACCAAGCUAAGAUCCCAAUUCCGACUUACGUACAACAUGAUUUUGAAUCUUCUUCGCGUGGAAGCCCUUAAGAUUGAGGAAAUGAUCAAGCGGAGUUUCAGCGAGAAUGCUACACAGGCUCUCCUACCGGAACAUGAAAAGCAAGUCCAGCUAUCUGAAGCUAGUCUCGCCAAGAUUAAGCGAGAACCCUGCGACAUCUGUGACUUGGAUUUGGAAGCAUGCCAUGAAUCUGCGAUAGAGUUUGACAAGUCAACAGCUGAACUACAUACAAGUCUGCUGGCAUCGCCUGUUGGAAAACGACUAUUCUCUAUGAAGCGACUGGUUGUGUACAAGAAGGAUGGAUUGCGCACGGCGGGUGUCCUCGUGAAAGAUGGUGUUACUGGAGGUGCUAUGCCCUGCUUACAUGUCCUUGAAAUUGGCACAGUUGGAAGCAAACGGAGUCCGAGUGACAUUCUCCCAUUCGUCCCAGUCUUCCGACCACACUUCGAGGCCCUUCCGUCCAGUGCUGCUUCUAUGCAGCUGAAAGUGGCUAAAGUCCCACUCGCCGACCUCGAAUGUGUCACAAACACACAGGUCAAGGUUGGAGGGCCGAUCUGGUACCUGAACAUCAAGAAAGGUACGGAUCGAUUUACGCCAGAAGGCGGACAAGUGCGCUUACAAGAUAUUCCGACAGAGGCCGCCAAGUUCGGUGACAAGGAGUUGACCAAAUUUACCAAAUCGUGGGUCAAUUCAGCGUGGGAUGAGAUAGACUGGUCCCGUAUCAAGGAGCUGCAAGUUCGUGAUAUUCUCAGCAAGCGGCAAGCCCAGGCACAAAUCAUACAAUCCGCUCGCUGCCUGUCGUGUCCAAACUUUGUCAAACAUUUCGAAAUGCAAAAUGACGAGUGGCAAGUUAAGGAGAACAUCUCGCAACUCAAGCAGCUGAUGUCGGAUCAAAACCUUCAAUUACUUCCUGACUACGAACAACGCAUUGAAGUGCUGAAGGAACUUGGAUUCGUUGAUGAUCAAUCUCGCGUGCAGCUGAAGGGCAAGGUCGCUUGUGAAAUCCAUUCCGCUGACGAAUUAGUAUUGACUGAAUUGAUUCUGGAGAACGUCCUCGCAGAAUUUGAGCCCGAAGAAAUCGUUGCGCUCCUAUCUGCCUUCGUCUUCCAAGAGAAGACUGAGAGCACUCCUACCUUGACCCCUCGCCUGGAAAAUGGCCAAAAGACCAUUAUCCGCAUCGCCGAGAAGGUGAAUAACUUCCAAAUUCUACACCAAGUGAUCCAAUCUAGUGAAGACUCCAACGACUUCGCCAGUCAGCCCCGAUUUGGUCUAGCUGAGGUGGUUUACGAAUGGGCCAAAGGAAUGUCGUUCAACCGCAUUACCGACCUGACCGACGUUAUGGAAGGUACGAUAGUCCGCUGUAUCACUCGACUGGAUGAGACAUGUCGUGAAGUAAAGAAUGCGGCCAAGCUUAUUGGAGACCCCUCUCUGUACACUAAGAUGCAACAGGCACAAGAGUUGAUCAAGCGGGAUGUGAUUUUUGCCGCGUCCUUGUACAUGUGA